This is a messenger RNA of Marmota flaviventris (yellow-bellied marmot), 5080 nucleotides long. NCBI's taxonomy places the organism in Eukaryota, Metazoa, Chordata, Mammalia, Rodentia, Sciuridae. The record is from RefSeq and is a predicted model, not a curated record.
CAGGAUUCCCAGCACACACCACACUCCAUGACCCCAUCGACCGCCACAGUUCCCAGGUCUUCCACCCCUUCCCAUGGCCAAGCUACUGCCCCAGAGCCCACACCUGCUCAGAAGACUCCAGCCAAAGUGGUGUAUGUGUUUUCUACUGAGAUGGCCAAUAAAGCUGCCGAAGCCGUGUUGAAGGGCCAGGUUGAGACCAUCGUCUCUUUCCACAUCCAGAACAUCUCCAGCAGCAAGGCGGACAGAAGCACAGCCCCUCUGAAUACACAGAUAUCUGCCCUUCGCAAUGAUCCGAAACCUCUCCCACAACAACCCCCAGCUCCAGCCAACCAGGACCAGAAUUCUUCCCAGAACACCAGACUGCAGCCAACUCCACCCAUUCCGGCACCAGCACCCAAGCCUGUGGCACCCCCACGUCCCCUGGACCACGACAGUCCUGGGGUGGAGAAUAAACUGAUUGCUCCUGUGGGCAGUCCUGCCAGUUCCACUCCGUUGCCCCCGGACGGCCCCGGGCCAAACUCAACGCCCAACAAUCGAGCAGUUACCCCUGUCUCCCAGGGGAGCAGUAGCUCUUCGGCAGAUCCCAAAGCCCCUCCACCCCCAUCAGUGUCCAGUGGCGAGCCCCCCACACUGGGAGAAAACCCCGACGGCCUGUCUCAGGAGCAGCUGGAUCACCGUGAGCGCUCCUUGCAGACCCUCAGAGACAUCCAGCGUAUGCUCUUCCCUGAUGAGAAAGAAUUCUCAGGAGGACAGAGUGGGGGGCCCCAGCAGAAUCCUGGGGUAUUAGAUGGACCUCAGAAAAAAACAGAAGGGCCAAUCCAGGCCAUGAUGGCUCAGUCCCAAAGCCUGGGUAAGGGUCCUGGGCCCCGGACAGAUGUGGGAGCUCCCUUUGGCCCUCAAGGACAUAGAGAUGUACCCUUUUCUCCAGAUGAAAUGGUUCCACCUUCUGUGAACUCCCAGUCUGGGCCCAUCGGGCCUGACCACCUGGAGCACAUGACCCCUGAGCAGAUGGCGUGGCUGAAGCUGCAGCAGGAGUUCUACGAGGAGAAGAGGAGGAAGCAGGAGCAAGUGGUGGUGCAGCAGUGCUCCCUGCAGGACGUGCUGGUCCACCCGCACGGGCCCAGGGCUGUGGGCCGAGGGCCGCUCCCUCCCUACCAGGUGACCCCUGGUGAAGGCUGGGCACCCGGGGCUGCAGAGCCGUUCUCUGAUGGAAUCAGCAUUUCGCAUUCUCUGCCCCCCAGGGGCAUGGCUCCCCAUCCCAACAUGCCAGGGAGCCAGAUGCGCCUCCCGGGAUUUGCAGGAAUGAUAAACUCUGAAAUGGAGGGGCCAAACGUGCCCAACCCUGCGUCUAGACCAGGCCUCUCUGGAGUCAGUUGGCCAGACGAUGUGCCAAAAAUCCCAGAUGGUCGAAACUUCCCUCCCGGCCAAGGUGUCUUCAGCGGUCCUGGCCGAGGGGAGCGCUUCCCAAACCCCCAAGGAUUGUCUGAAGAGAUGUUUCAGCAGCAGCUGGCAGAGAAGCAGCUGGGUCUCCCCCCAGGGAUGGGCAUGGAAGGCAUCAGGCCCAGCAUGGAGGUGAACAGGGUGAUCCCAGGCUCCCAGCGCCACAUGGAGCCCGGGAACAAUCCCAUCUUCCCGCGGAUACCAGUCGAGGGCCCGCUGAGUCCUUCCAGGGGCGACUUUCCAAAAGGAAUGCCUCCACAGAUAGGCCCUGGUCGGGAACUUGAGUUUGGGAUGGUUCCUGGUGGGAUGAAGGGAGACGUGCAUCUGAAUGUCAGCGUGGGACCCAGCCCUCAGAUGAUACCUCAGAAGAUGAGAGAGGCUGGCGCGGGCCCUGAGGAGUCGAUGAAGUCCCGCCCAGGCGGCUCAGACAUGCUGCCUGCCCAGCAGAAGAUGGUUCCCCUGCCAUUUGGUGAGCACCCUCAGCAGGAGUAUGGCAUGGGCCCCAGGCCAUUCCUUCCCAUGUCUCAGGGUCCAGGCAGCGGCAGUGGCUUGCGGAAUCUCAGAGAAUCAAUUGGGCCCGACCAAAGGACUAACAGCCGGCUCAGUCAUAUGCCACCACUACCUCUCAACCCCUCGAGUAACCCCACCAACCUCAACCCAGCUCCCCCCGUCCAGCGUGGCCUGGGACGCAAGCCCCUGGAAUCUGUGGCAGCCAGCCAGGUGCAUUCCCCAGGCAUCAACCCUCUGAAGUCUCCCACGAUGCACCAAGUCCAGUCCCCGAUGCUGGGCUCACCCUCGGGGAACCUCAAGUCCCCCCAGACUCCGUCGCAGCUGGCAGGCAUGCUGGCAGGCCCAGCUGCUGCUGCUUCCAUUAAGUCCCCCCCUGUUUUGGGGUCUGCUGCUGCUUCGCCUGUUCACCUCAAGUCUCCAUCACUUCCUGCCCCGUCACCUGGAUGGACCUCCUCUCCCAAACCUCCCCUUCAGAGUCCUGGGAUUCCUCCAAACCAUAAAGCUCCCCUCACCAUGGCCUCCCCAGCCAUGCUGGGAAGUGUAGAGUCAGGUGGCCCUCCACCGCCUACAGCCAGCCAGCCUGCCUCCGUGAAUAUCCCUGGAAGUCUUCCCUCGAGCACAUCUUACACUAUGCCUCCAGAGCCAACCCUCUCCCAGAACCCUCUCUCAAUUAUGAUGUCUCGAAUGUCCAAGUUCGCAAUGCCCAGUUCGACCCCAUUGUACCAUGAUGCCAUCAAGACUGUGGCCAGCUCUGAUGACGACUCCCCUCCAGCCCGUUCUCCCAACCUGCCGUCAAUGAACAACAUGCCAGGAAUGGGCAUUAAUACACAGAAUCCUCGAAUUUCAGGUCCAAACCCCGUGGUUCCGAUGCCAACCCUCAGCCCAAUGGGAAUGACCCAGCCACUUUCUCACUCCAAUCAGAUGCCCUCACCGAAUGCUAUGGGACCCAACAUACCUCCUCAUGGGGUCCCAAUGGGGCCUGGCUUGAUGUCACACAACCCUAUCAUGGGGCAUGGGUCCCAGGAGCCUCCGAUGGUACCUCAAGGACGGAUGGGUUUCCCCCAGGGCUUCCCUCCAGUACAGUCUCCUCCACAGCAAGUCCCGUUCCCUCACAAUGGCCCCAGUGGAGGACAAGGCAAUUUCCCAGGAGGGAUGGGUUUCCCAGGAGAUGGCCCCCUUGGCCGCCCCAGCAACCUGCCCCCAAGUUCAGCAGAUGCAGCACUUUGCAAACCCGGAGGCCCAGGGGGUCCCGACUCCUUCACUGUCUUGGGGAACAGCCUGCCUUCGGUGUUUACAGACCCAGAUCUGCAGGAGGUCAUCCGACCUGGAGCCACCGGAAUUCCUGAGUUUGACCUAUCCCGCAUUAUUCCAUCUGAGAAACCUAGCCAGACUCUGCAGUAUUUCCCUCGAGGGGAAGUCCCAGGCCGUAAACAGCCCCAGGGGCCUGGACCUGGUUUUUCGCACAUGCAGGGGAUGAUGGGUGAUCAAGCCCCCAGAAUGGGACUAGCAUUACCUGGCAUGGGAGGUCCAGGGCCAGUGGGAACUCCGGACAUCCCUCUUGGUACGGCUCCAUCCAUGCCAGGCCACAACCCAAUGAGACCACCAGCCUUUCUCCAGCAAGGCAUGAUGGGACCUCACCAUCGGAUGAUGUCACCAGCACAAUCUACAAUGCCCGGCCAGCCCACCCUGAUGAGCAAUCCAGCUGCUGCCGUGGGCAUGAUUCCUGGCAAGGAUCGGGGGCCUGCUGGGCUGUACACACACCCCGGGCCUGUGGGCUCCCCGGGAAUGAUGAUGUCCAUGCAGGGCAUGAUGGGACCCCAACAGAACAUCAUGAUCCCCCCCCAGAUGAGGCCCCGGGGCAUGGCUGCUGACGUGGGCAUGGGUGGAUUCAGCCAAGGACCUGGCAACCCAGGAAACAUGAUGUUUUAAGCUGCUAAGAUUGGAUGUGCCGAUGCUUGUCGAGAUGAGAUUCCAGGUCCUGAGAGCUGCUCGGAGGGAGCACCAGGAGUGCUGAUGUUGGUCAUGCAAUAGGGGGACAGAGACCCGAGGGCUGCUUUGGGGGAGGGAACUCGAGAAUGUAUGGAUCUAUCUGAAAACAAAUUAUUCGUUUAAUCAACAGGUGUGUUUUUUUUAAGAUUUAUUUUUUAAAAAUUAUUUUUGUGGACUUGGGUAUCCCAUGAUGGCACCUACUUUUGGGAAUCUGUAGCCAUGCUUUGAGAAUCGCCAUCGGUCACGUGUUGCACCGUUCUCUGUAUGUUUACGUCCUUUGGACUGGCUUCUCCCAGGAUUCUUUUAUGUUUUGUUUUUGUUUUUGUUUUUUAAAUUUGGGCUUUAUUUUUUUGUGUGUACUGUACUAUAUUGUAAAAGGGAUUUUAGCAGAGACGUUAGUCUUUGGGGCAAGAGGAGAACAGGAAUGCUGGGCUGUUUACUUUAGGUGGAGAAUCCAUCUUCAGACUUUGGACUAUUUUCUUUCAACUCCAGUGUAUAGAAAAACCAAACUACGACCUCAGAGCAGAGUAUUAAUGAAAAGCACAAAAAAGGAACUAAGUUCAGCGAGGGGUGGGGGGAGGGGGGAAAUUUUUCUUUUUAAAAAUAAUGAAGCUUAGGACAUUUGUUUCAGUUCGCGUGCUCGUCAGCACUGUCUGUCUCUCCCAGUACACAAACCCACCAUCAGGUCUUCUCUGUUUCCCCCACGCUUCCCGUCUUAGCUAAGUGUGUUCUCCUCCCUCGGGCCCUCCUCUCCUCUCCCCUGUGGCAGCUGCAAUACCUGGUGUUCUGCUGGGGACUGCUCCAGCGAAGCCCUGUUCCUGCCGGCUGUCCUCCUGGCCCCGCAGGGGAGCUCUGUCCUGGGAGGGCCCUUGGCCCUCUCCCUUGGCCUUCCCACCCCCAGCCCACUCCCCCUGCCCACCUCAUUUUCUGUUCUCUUUUUAUUAGGAAUUCCCAAGUGAAUUUUAUUAAUGUGGGAGUGGAACAGAUGCUAAAAGCUACCCAGGAUUUUGUUUUUGUUUUAGAUUUUGUGGUUCCUUCCCCUUCCUCCCCUCCCAUGCGUAAAACGUUCUGUGUGACCUCCAUUAAAUUUGGUACAAAACCACUCACCAGAGCUGUGGUGUCAGAAAAAUAAACUAUAUUG